AUGGAUUGUAAUCAGACGGAAAACAAGGAAAGUAUCAUCGCCAACGUGCAAAAAUUCAUGCAAGAUGGGUGCGGAUGUCGUCGAGAAUUGAAAAGUAGUCAGUGUUCUGAUCAACUUACAGAGGAAACCGUUCUAGAUAAUCUAUACAACUGCCUGGAACUGUCUCACGUGGAGCUGGACUUGGUUGUCUUAGCAAACAUUCAAGCUUUUACGGCAAUUGAAGCAAUCGGGGAAAAAAGAAAAAGAAGUCCACCUUACAGCUUCCUUUAUCAGUCUCAACCCAUCUGCAAGGAGAUGUUUCUGAACCUCUACGGCAUCAGCAAAUUCGGUUUCAAAGGCUUGUGGACCAUUAUGCGGGUAUCAGCGGCCAUCCCCAGGGGUCGACCCCCGGGCAACCCACGGGCUUAGCAGGGGAUUUGUAGCAAAGGCAUGCCCUGCACACGGGGCAUUAGAGCGCUUUUGCGUUUUUGGCAAAACACCCCGGGGCCAUACCCACGGGAUUUGCACGUAAUCUGCUGUUAUUUUUGCUUUCCUACAAGGCCCAAUGAGCGUAAGAAGUGGGAGGUUUUCUGUAAGCGAGCGGAUAAAAAAAUUCAAGACACUCGGUGAUCCAAGAAUCUGUUCAUUGCAUUUUAAGGAAAGCGACAUUGAGAUUUCAAUUUCAUACGGUUAGUUCGCAUUCGAAGCGUCUUGCCGAUAGGAAGAGACAGUGUGAUGAACAACCGCAAGCCAAGAAAGUUUGCCCCAGGAAGCUCGAAUUUGAGGACUCCAUAGAGACUUGUGUGGAUUUUAGUGCUGAUGUGGCUUCAGCAAACCAUGAUCACUCGUACUUUUGCAUCGAGGAACAGGCAACACCAACUAUAUGUUGCCCAGGUUGCUCCAGGGGUGGGGGUAUUUGUCCCAAUUUUUUGCCCUACCCAAGGGGCUUUAGCAUGUAUUUGUCACGGCAGCUGUGACAAAUGCCCUUGGGUGCCUGGGGGUCGACCCCUCGGGAUGGCCACUGAUACCCACAUUAUCAAAAUCAUGGUAUUUCUCUGCGAAUACACGGGAACAGCAAGAGACUACCACAUAACGCGCUACCACUGGACGUUGCUGAGGAUAUCAAAAACUUUCUGAGCAAUUAUGCAAAUGAAAAUGCUGUGCUGCUUCCAGGAAGGAUCCCUGGUUUUAAAAACGAGGACAUUCAGCUACUCUCAUCGAGCAACACGAAAAUGAAUGUAUGGAAGUCGUUUAAAAGAGCCUGUGAAGAGUCGAACAAGCAAGCUGUAAGUUACACUAAAUUUACCGACUUGUGGAAACAAUUUUAUCCAAACAUUGUCAUGUCGAAACCGAUGACCGACUUAUGCUUCACCUGCCAACAAAACACUUCGAAGUUACUACGAGCAGGCAAUCUUCCAGAAGAAGAAAAGUCCGAAUGCGUUCAAACACAACAGGAGCAUUUGAAUUCAGUGAAGGCAGAGAGAGAGCUUUAUCGAAAGGUUUGCGAAGAGGCG
Messenger RNA from Pocillopora meandrina, 1493 nucleotides. Lineage: Eukaryota; Metazoa; Cnidaria; Anthozoa; Scleractinia; Pocilloporidae. The record is from the annotation of a GenBank genome assembly.